UAGCAUAGACCUGUUGCGUUGAUUUGGUUUACUUCAGUUUGAAUUAUUAACUAUUUGGAUAGGAUUCUACGAUUUUUCAAAAUUAAGUUCAGUUUAAGAGCUGAAAUUUGUGGUGAACCGCAGUGAAAGCUGUAAAAUUACUUUUAAUUUGAUCACACCACAGUGUAAAAACAACAGGCUGAUUACCUACUUUAUCGCUAAUUGCAGGAAAAUGUCUAACUCGAGGUCUAACUAGACACCAAGCAAACCAAUAAUGGACCACCAGACCCCUUUACCGCUUCUAGUUGUCGGAAAUUUAGCUGAUAACUGGAAAAUUUUCAAACAAAAUUUCCUCAAUUACAUCCAAGCACCGAAAAUCCGUUCAACCAGUGCAGAAACUCAUGUGGCUAUAUUACUGAAUUUGAUCGGCGAGGAUGGUCUGCGGAUAUUCAAUACGCUUAAUUUAACUGAAUCUCAAGUGAACGAUUUACACAAGGUGCUGGACGCAAUGGAGGCAUACUGCACCGAAUCUCAUCGCAGCGACAUAGUUUACAAGCGAUCGGUUUUCAACCAGCGAUGUCAGGGUAAGGACGAAACAUUUGAUGCAUUUCUGCUUGGAGUGAAAACAUUGGCCAAGGAAUGCGGUUUUGGUGUUUUGGAAAAUGUGCGAAUUAAAGACCGAAUUGUUAUGGGAUUGAGAGAUCUGGAAACUAGAGACAAAUUGGAAAAAAUUAAAGAUUUAACGCUGGAGAAUGCAAUCAGUUUCUGUCGAGCUAGUGAGUCGAUGACAUUGUCUAGUAAUAAGACUGAAGGUGUUAUCGUGUUACAGCAUCAGGUUAGCAGCAAAAGCACGGAUUGUGUGCUAGCUACGGAAUGUGGAAGCCAAGAAUUAGAGUACGCCAAUAUGAAGCCGGAAAAUAUGUGUGGCAUGUCCUUUUGGCAUCCGUCAUGGCUGCAAAAAUUCGCAAAUUCAAAAACAUUUCUAAUCGUUUAUGGUUUGCUGGGCACAACACAGGCGAUGGGCUAUUUAUAUUUUGUAGUUUCAUUGACCACAAUAGAAAAACGCUUCAAAAUUCCCAGUCAAACUACAGGCAUAAUCCUAAGUGGUAAUGAAAUAUCCCAGAUUUUGCUAUCACUGAUCUUAUCGUACGCUGGUGGACAAAGAAAUCGCCCUCGAUGGAUUGCAUGGGGUGUUGUGUUUUGUGCAUUAUCUUGUUUCAUCUUGGUGCUGCCGCAUUUUAUCUACGGUCCCGGUGAAGAGGCUCUGCAACUGACUCAAGAGUAUAAGGAUUUGCAUGCGGAAGCUAGUCUAUUUUUGAAUUCUACAGUGCCCAGUACGCCGAAGGGUACGAGUAAAUUGUGUCUUGGUCUCAUCGAAGACGAGGAAUGCGAUGAACUAUUUUCAAUUGUUCCGUUGGUGCUGAUAUUUAUGUCACAAUUUGUACUUGGUAUUGGUAACACCAUGUACUAUGCUCUAGGACAAACGUAUCUUGAUGACAAUACAAAGAAAACAAAUACUCCGAUGAUGCUUGCAUACGCUAUGUCUCUAAGAAUGUUUGGACCUGUGGUCGGAUUCGUUUUGGGCUACUUUUCGCUGAAAGUGUACAUUGACCCAACGAAGACUCCGUUGAUCAACAAUAAGGAUCCUAGAUGGCUCGGUGCUUGGUGGCUGGGAUGGAUCAUCCUUGGAUUCAGUAUGCUAAUUUUCGCCGCACUAAUCGGAAUGUUUCCGAAACAUUUGCCAAAAAAGAAAGUCAUUAGAGAUACGUCGGAAACGCCGAGAAUGGCGUACGUCGACGAGGAUAUACCAUUCCGGAGUAGUGAGAUUCAUCACUUUGGUAAUAAGCGACGGGUACAGGAAAAAGACGAAUCACCGAAAAUGAAAGAUUUUCCAGUGGCGUUAAUGAGACUGUUAAAAAACAAAAUCUUGAUGUUCAAUAUUUUGUCCACAAUCUUUUACAUACUCGGCUCAUCCGGGUACAUAACAUUCCUGAGCAAAUACAUGGAGGUUCAAUUCAAUAAAAAUUCAGCCGAUGCGUCAAUUAUUACCGGACCAAUAACGAUCAUUGGCAUGGUAUCCGGAUUCCUAUUGUCUGGUUACAUAAUCAGUAAAUACAAACCGUCCCCUAGGAAACUGUUCUUUUGGAAUGUGAUCGUUGGGCUCGGUUAUAUGGCUGGCCAAGUCAGUUACAUUUUCCUCAGCUGUGACAACAACUACAUCAAUAACUUCUCUGGAACGCUCAACUUAACCGCACAAUGUAAUACCAAUUGCUCGUGUACGGGAGUCGCUUACAGUCCUGUGUGCUACGAACCGACAUCGACAACAUUUUUUUCGCCAUGCCAUGCUGGAUGUAACCGAUGGGAUGAUAAAGGAAAAUAUUACGACAAUUGUGCAUGCGCUACGGAUAAUCAAUUCACCAAGCCAGUCUUUAACUAUUCAACCAUUCAAAUGCAAGUUACCGAAAUCUUUAGAAUCCCGGAUACAACCACACCUGAUAGAAAAUCAGAUACUACGGACUUCACCACCUCGAGCAUGUCGAGUAUAUUGACAUCAACUUUACCAGUCGUUAGUACAACAGAAGAGUUCUCUGGAUCAGUAGUGUUCACUGAAUCAACACCGAAUAUACCGAGUACUACAGUUGAACAUCAGUACGAGCCCUUACUCUUCAAAACGAUCAUCAACACAACAGACAGUCCCCCAGAAGAAUUACAGUUGAGCGAGGAGCAGUCAACCAGUGACAUAAGCUAUACUGAACCAAAUGACAAUGAAAGUGAGGAUACUGAUACUGCCGCUCCAAGUGACGACUUCAGUGAGACUGACUUCAAUACAACUGAAGAAAAACUGUCCCGGCAAGAGCGAUCGGCGAAUGACAACGAGAACAGUUUUUUGAAAAUGGUUCCGGGUGCUUGUUUGGCAGGAUGUGCCCAAGGCUUUUAUUUGUUUACCAUCAUUUCAUUUAUAAUCAAUUGGUUCGGUGCAACCGGUCGAAUAGGAAAUAUUUUGCUGAAUUUCAGAGUUGUACUGGAGAAGGACAAGGCAAUGUCUCAAGGUCUCGCCCUGAUGUUAGUCAGUCUAUUCGCUCUGAUCCCUGGCCCUAUCAUUUACGGUUACAUAAUCGAUGGCACCUGUUCAAUAUGGAACUACAAAUGUGGAAAGCGAGGAAAUUGUCAACUGUACAAUACCACCCAGUUCCGGUACAACGUUAAUCUCGCCGCUAUGAUGCUAACACUUACCGGCGUGACAUUCGACGUUUUGGUGUGGUAUUACAGUAAGAACAUCGAUCUUUAUGGGGAGGGCGAACAAAAGAAAGUGUCGAGUCAUCAAGACCGGAUCAGGAAACCGAUUAGUCCGUUGCUAUCGAAAAAACCGAAUGACAGAUAAGUGUAGGGAGUCAUGGGGCAAUGUGGUAACAAUUUUUUUUUCUUUGUUUCCUAUGUCUCAGACGUUGUUUGUUCUUAGAAUAUUC
Bradysia coprophila is the source of this 3446-nucleotide messenger RNA. Its product is annotated as Organic anion transporting polypeptide 33Ea. The record is from RefSeq and is a predicted model, not a curated record. Gene Ontology annotation, molecular function: protein binding. Lineage: Eukaryota; Metazoa; Arthropoda; Insecta; Diptera; Sciaridae. Gene Ontology annotation, biological process: transmembrane transport; sodium-independent organic anion transport. Gene Ontology annotation, cellular component: membrane; intracellular organelle.